Penicillium argentinense is the source of this 471-nucleotide messenger RNA. RefSeq lists its product as uncharacterized. The coding region runs from base 1 to 471 and encodes 156 amino acids. NCBI's taxonomy places the organism in Eukaryota, Fungi, Ascomycota, Eurotiomycetes, Eurotiales, Aspergillaceae. The transcript has a single exon. The record is from RefSeq and is a predicted model, not a curated record.
AUGGCAGGCUCCUCGCACAACAUCUGCCCAAACAGUCUAGCUCUACAGUCAGAUGACAAUGCCUGGGAAUCUGGCUACGCAGACGUUCCCUGGUCCAACCCAUCUCACUACUCCACCUCCUCCGGGAUUGCGGUCGCACACCACUGGGACCCACGAGAUACCCAAGUGAUUACGAAUAUGCCUCCUGCCGCAAAAUCCCCCAGUUCCAACUCCAUGAUAACCCCUCCCAUGACCCAGUACCACACGAGCUGCCUACCCUGGUCGAUCGCCAGCCCCUGCAACUACAUCCUGCCCGAUGCGCAGAACACGACCCGAGUUUCGAAUCCUGCUUUAGGUACCCCGAUGACCAACACCUCGUCCCUGCACUCCUCUCCGGAGGAGUCCCCCGACUCCACGACCUGCGAACAUACAUGCGAACACGGACUUACGCCACAUCCAAAACGCCAAGCCCUUGGUGUCGAGUACGUUUAG